CAAAUACCAGUCUUAUGUGUUCACCAAGUUAAUCAGAAGCCAAAUUUUGCCUUAAUUUUGAGUUCUCUUCUGUCAUCAAACUCAUAUAACCUGAUUAAGAAAAAGCAGUGGAAAAAGCUGGCCUGGGUCUACAGAGAGCUGCUUCCAGUCCUGGAGGGACAGCAGGGCUGGAGACUUUGUCUGCACCACAGAGACUUUGAACCAGGUAAGCCCAUCGUCGAAAACAUCACAGAGGCCAUUUACGGCAGCAGGAAGACCAUCUGUGUGAUCAGCCAGAACUACCUGCAGAGUGAGUGGUGCUCCAGGGAGAUCCAGAUGGCCAGCUUCCGUCUGUUUGAUGAGCACAAGGAUGUGUUGAUCCUGCUGUUUCUGGAGGACAUCCCGGCCCAGCAGCUGUCUCCAUACUACCACAUGAGGAGUCUGGUGAAGAAACGCACCUAUCUGAGCUGGCCAAAGGCCGGACAACAUACUGGAGUGUUCUGGAUGAAGAUAAGUCAAGCUCUGGAGACUGCUGAAAGUCCCACUGAGCACACACACCUCCUCACUGGAAACCCACACUUCAUGUAGACUGGUUUUAUUUAGUGGUCUCUGAAGUUACCUUCAGAACCAGAAAUGAGAGAGGAAAAAACUGUAAAUCACUUCUUGAUUUUGAAAUCCAGAAAUAACAAAUUAAAAUGUAUUUUUCCUUAGAUUCUCAUAACUGUAAAUAGCACUUUAAGAGAUAGUUUAGUUUUACAUUUAUACAUUUAUUCAGUAUGACUGUUACUGUCCACUCUAAUGUUUUAAUGGAAUGUGUGUGUCUUUAUUGUUACAUAUGUGCUGAACUGUAACACACUGUGUUUUUUCUGAAUGACCUUUAGUCUCAUCUUCACAACAGCACACUGGUGGUUACUUGGAAACUAGAGCUGUCUGUCACUGCCACCUGAGGGUUGUUUGUGUGUGAGACAAAGACUGAGAUGGUACUUUUACUUGCUGACGUUCCCUGUACAAAUAUAGAAAAACUGAAAUUACAAGACUAGUACGCAGUUUUAAGUGUGAAACCCUGAGGUGGGUUAGCUUUUCAUUAUUUACAGCUGUGUAGUCACCAAUGUGCACUUAGUGCCAAGCUUUUAUCCACAGGAAUCAAAGACUUGGUUUGGGACAUUACCUUGUGGAAAAUCCUAAGCUUGAGCCUUAGAAAUAGAUAUAUCUUUUCUCAGCUUAGAGGCAUGAUGUACUACUAAAGCAACGUUAUGCAAAUAUUUUACCUUAAAAUAACAGCCUCGGAAUAAUUUUGAUGGUGCAAUGACUCAUAACAGCGAGAGUGGUGCAUCUUUAUGUCUCAGUCUUUGCCCCAAAUGCCUGUUUUUGCUCUUGUGAGCUUAUGUGAAGUGUGUAACCCACUACGUCACAGAGGGAUCAGCUCUGUAUUUUUUUUUCCCAUUUAUCAACCCCUUCGAUUGACCUCUCAGCACCCACCUGGGUUGCUGGCAGAGUUAGGGUUAGGGGAAAAGGAGCUGGGGUUGAGUGUAUGGAUGAGCACAAUUAAUUGAUAAUCGAUUACUGAUUUGCCAAUAAUGUGGAAUUCAGUCUAUAUGUUGAUAUCAAUGAGGUUGUCUAGUGUGUGAAGGUGCCAUUAAAAUUUAACAGAGAAAACCGA
This is a messenger RNA of Lates calcarifer (barramundi perch), 1639 nucleotides long. RefSeq names its product toll-like receptor 13. Gene Ontology annotation, biological process: toll-like receptor signaling pathway; inflammatory response; immune response. Gene Ontology annotation, cellular component: membrane. The transcript has 4 exons. The record is from RefSeq and is a predicted model, not a curated record. The annotation marks the transcript as partial. NCBI's taxonomy places the organism in Eukaryota, Metazoa, Chordata, Actinopteri, Centropomidae. Gene Ontology annotation, molecular function: transmembrane signaling receptor activity.